Messenger RNA from Gongylonema pulchrum, 288 nucleotides. Lineage: Eukaryota; Metazoa; Nematoda; Chromadorea; Rhabditida; Gongylonematidae. The record is from the annotation of a GenBank genome assembly.
AUGCGGCAAAUCACAAAAGCCGCUGGUAAAAGAGAUGGGGUGCUCAAGGAUGUCACUGUGGAAAGUGAAAAGGAACCCGCUGGUCCGAACAGUCGAAGAUCACUGAACAAACUGAUCAGCAAAGCGCGACGGACUACGAAGAGCGCUGCGGGUCAGCGAGAGAAGAUGAAAAUGCAAGCGAGCAGUCGUGAAGUGUCGGAUUUAGAAAAGGAAGCCAAAAGGCAGAUCUUGAAGGAGGCCGAGCGAGCUGUUAAGCGUUAUGAAGUUGUGGGGCCGCAGGGCUGGUGA